Messenger RNA from Parasteatoda tepidariorum (common house spider), 743 nucleotides. The record is from RefSeq and is a predicted model, not a curated record. Lineage: Eukaryota; Metazoa; Arthropoda; Arachnida; Araneae; Theridiidae.
AUGGAUGCCCGGCACAUGUUGUCAAAGACCGUUGAUGAGAUACCAGCCAGUUCCUUCUUCGGGAAAGCAGCUGUUAUCGACAUAACUAGAAAAGCAUCACUUAGUCCUGAUGCCUUAGCUACCGUAGAAGAUGUCAAGAACUGGGAACGCACAACGCAAAGGAGUUUGAACGGGACCAUAGUUUUAUUGAACUCUGGUUGGGGCCACAAAUGGAACGACCGUGAUGCUUUUUUCGGCAUCUCAAGUGAUGGCACCUCAAAAUUGCAUUAUCCAGGAUUCUCACCAGGAGCUUGCAAGUGGUUAACAGAGAAUAGAAGUAUCAAAGGUGUGGGCUCUGAUACCGCGUCCAUUGAUCCAGGUACAACCACCAGUGCACCCUGCCACGGUUAUGUACUAGGGCACAGAUUGUUUAUUUUGGAAAAUGUAGCCAAUGUUGAUAAAAUUCCAAUUUCAGGUGCUACACGUUAUGUCUUCCCAAUGAAAAUUGGUAAAGGUAGUGGGGCACCAACUCGAAUAGUAGCAUCAGUGCGUGUGAAAAAUUGUUAAAAGCGAGUAGUUUCAAUAUGGAUAACAAAAAGAGGGUUCAAAAAUUAUGAAACGGAAUCAAGUUGCACAGUAAAAAAUUAAAUAUUUAUAGUCUAACUAAUAAUGGGGCGAAAAUUGGAUAUACAAUGAAACCUCUCGGGAGCGACCAAUCUCGUUUCCACAGUAAAAUUCUCGCUAAGGGAGGUUGGUCGUUCUUA